Molecule: messenger RNA, 433 nt
Organism: Pelodiscus sinensis (Chinese soft-shelled turtle)
Lineage: Eukaryota; Metazoa; Chordata; Testudines; Trionychidae
Source: RefSeq, a predicted model, not a curated record
CUUUUUACCUUCUGAAAUUAUGAUUAAAAUCUGUUUCUCUCAAAGGAAAAAGGAAUCGAGUACAUGAAAAUAAUCAUCAACUCUAACUCCCAUAAAGCAAGACAUUUAAAAUAUGCUGCUGCAUACAAUCUUGGCAGAGCUUAUUUCGAAGGAUGUGGUGUUACGCAUUCAGAUAAAGAAGCUGAAAGGCUGUGGGUUAUUGCUGCAGACCAUGGGAAUCCAAAAGCAAGCGUAAAGGCUCAAACUACUCUGGGAAUGUUUUAUUCUACAUCAAAUCCAAAAGAUCUGAAAAAGGUAAUGCCAAUUUCUGCCUUGUCCUUAUCAUGGUAUUAUGUCCAGAUCCAUUUUUGGAUCUGUAAAAAGUUCUAGAAAGAACUUUGUAGCUUUUUUAUAUGCCCUAAUACUGUAGACUUUUUUACCUAUUUAGGCCCAC